AUGGCUGCUGACGUCCAGCACUGGGGUGGACGAGUUGGAUGGCAAGCGCGACCUGGUCUGCUCUUGUUGUCCCAUGAUGUGCUGCUUGAAGUGGUGUCGCUGCUGGAUGUACGGUCACUGCUGAGUGUGCGACAGGUGUGUCGUGUGCUGAACGCAAUCACGCACGAAAAUAUUAUUUUUGUUCGAUUGUUGAAACAGCCGUUACCGCCGAGUGUGCCUGGGUCGUGUGCAGAGGAGAGUGUGAUGCGCACGCACCGACUGCACAAGAACUGGGACCUCGCCGCCCUGCCGAUUACUGUGCGAACGACGAGGAGUGAUGCAGUCGCCCCUCGGGUCACUCGGCGCCAAACAGAGCAUGCUCCACCGCCACAAGCUCCGAGUGCACCGCCGCUGGCAUACCACCUCCCUCCAGGUGCGGAUGCCUAUCCCUUCUUGAAGCUCGAGACAUUCGCGCCCUUUCGAGACCCGAAGACUAAGCAAGCUUCGUUUGGUCCAGAUCAACCACUUGCCCCGAUUCCUAUCCACCCAUUGCACUCCGAUCUCGAUCUCACCCAGGCCACACAUUCCCUAGUCCAGGCCCAGUUCAAGUAUAUUACCCAGCACCAGUCGGACACUCCUGCGGCACCCUCUCCGCGUCUCCCUCCGCUCGCCAGCAAUUUCGCAGCUGCUGUGGUCCGCAGUUGGAAUGUCGGUGCACCUGCUGUUGCUUCUCCCCCUCUCCCCUCUACCUCUUCCCAUAACCAAGUGGCAGUUCCCUCUCCCACCGCUGCACCUGCCCCUCGACCCACCCGCGUGUCCUCCCUUCCGAUACGGGCCAUAUUUGCCAAGAUUGUUGGCCGAGGUCGCUGGGGCAUAUUCGUUAUCAAGCGUGAUCCAUCUUCCAAGGGCAAACAGCGCGCGGACGAUACCUCUAGUAGUACCCAGCCUCUGACUCUGGAAGCACUCGCCUCGCUCGGCAAGGGUAAAGCCAAAGAACUGCCCCCGCUCGGAGCUUCAUCCCAGUCUCAACCCCAGCCUGUGGAUGAAGGUGCCUUUUUGGUCAUUUACGAUUUGGAAAAGGUCCUUUGCGGCUCUGAAGCACAAGUCGCUGAACAUCCCUUGAAGAAUACGCCCAGUACCAUCACGUGUCGUGCAACUACCAACGGGGUCGUUAUUGUCCUUGUCAAGAGUGUCACUACAGGCCCCGGAGCUGGGUCGUCUUUAACCACACUCCUUCGAUGGGAUUAUACCUCUCCCGCACUCGUAAACCUGAGUUCACACAAGGCUGGAUGUAUGCUCGGCGCAAUUAGUAUCGCCGAACUUGAGACGGAGAAGGACCAGCCAGCGCGCACGUUGGUUGCAAUCGUCCACCGCCCACGGACGGUUAUGAUCCAAGACGUGGAUUCUAACCAACGGUGUUUUAUCAAACUUGGCAAGGUCCCGCCUAUCGGGUCUCGUAAUGCGGUACAGGCGGUUCAUUUGAUUCCCGGUCCCAGGUUGUUGGCGUUGCGGUCCGUUCAGGCCGAGGAAGCGAUGUAUGCGUUGGAGGAAUACGAGCUUCCUCCGAUGGGACAGACCUCUCAGCCGACAUCCUCAUUGCAAAGACAGUGGAUUCGGUCGCCCGACCUUCAAAAUUGCACCAUCAUCGAAGGCCCAACGCGUGACGAUGGAUCGCUUCCUGACCUUGCACUUUGGGCAUUUGAAACACACCCGAAUCGGGCCGUGGCGCAUUGGCUCUUGCGUCCUGCUUCUACCGAGUCUGAUGAUUCUAGUGUAGACGCUGAGCUUGGACAUGAUGAUACACCCGCUUCGUCUGCCGUUGAUCAGGAUAUGUAUACACCCGGCGCAUCGCCCUAUGUCUUCCCCGCGCAAAAACUAUGCACGAGCAAACUAUCCUUCCCGCACCACAAGGUAACGUUCGCACCUGGCGCCCGACGGGGUGCAUGGUUCGAACGGCCCGAACGCUCAAGGUCUGGCCAGGCGCGAGGAAUGCGAGGCGUAUGGGCCUACACCGCGGUCGACCAAGAUACCCCUGUCGUUCGAAGCUGCACGAGCGAACUACCGGAAGACGUCCUCGGUGCAAUGGAAAACAAUACACUUGGCGUUGCGUUUGACGAGAUUUCCGGGAGAAUGGUGGCGAUCACAUGUGGAGAUGGGUAUUCUGCGUUGACGGGAAGUAAAGUUUGGGUACUGGACUAUGCUUGA
This is a messenger RNA of Rhizoctonia solani, 2184 nucleotides long. RefSeq lists its product as uncharacterized. Gene Ontology annotation, molecular function: protein binding. The record is from RefSeq and is a predicted model, not a curated record. The coding region runs from base 1 to 2184 and encodes 727 amino acids. The transcript has 5 exons. NCBI's taxonomy places the organism in Eukaryota, Fungi, Basidiomycota, Agaricomycetes, Cantharellales, Ceratobasidiaceae.